Loa loa (African eye worm) is the source of this 852-nucleotide messenger RNA. RefSeq lists its product as hypothetical. Lineage: Eukaryota; Metazoa; Nematoda; Chromadorea; Rhabditida; Onchocercidae. The coding region runs from base 32 to 760 and encodes 242 amino acids. The record is from RefSeq and is a predicted model, not a curated record. The transcript has 7 exons.
UUGCAGUUAACCGAGGGGAUUAAUCCAGAAAAUGGCCCUGGACGACGAUCAGAGGAAUUGGAAUAAGGAAAACAUUCCGCUGAACGAAGACAAUGCAGCAUGUUGGCAAGUUUCACAAAAUGUUAUGCAAGAAAUAAGACAAGAGGUUACUCGACAAGUGCUCGCUGAACUUACGAUAAAUAAUUCGGAUGAAAGCGACGAAAGCGAUGGAAAAGAAGAUACUGAGCGACAGCAAAAUUCAGGCAUUUGUCAGUCAUCCUUUCCAUCUCAACACAGCGAUUAUUUCUGUGAUUUCCAAAAUAACGAAGCAAGCACCAAUGAACCGAGCCAGGAAAAGACUAGAAUAAUUAAUCGGCACGAGCUUUGCUUUGACAAUGCAUCAAGCGAGGAAUCGGAGGAAUCUUUUUGUUCCAGUGAAGACUGGAUGUUUUCUGAAAAGAUUUCGCUACAAUCUGUUCAACCAAAAUGGAAGUCGUUGCAACGAUCCAGAAGACCCAAAUAUAGCAACAUUGACCUUUUCGAAAACAAAGAGCGAAAAGCAGUAAAUGACGAUAAUGACAGUGAAAAAAAGAGUUGUGAAGGUCUGGAGGAGUUCAUCACACCUCCUCUGUGUACUAUUCCAGGAAUUGAAUUAGAAUACAAGAUGGACGAAUGUAGCUCGAGAAUUUUAUCUAAAAUCAUAUCACCGAAGGCUUCAACAUCAUCAGGAUUAUCUCGCGAAAUGGAAAUUCAAAACGAGCAUCGUCUGGGACAAAGUUGACUUCAGCAAUAACUGGCGAUUGUCAAAUAUCCCUGGUAGUUGACACAAUGUUUCUAAAAACUCCAUUAUCGACGAAUUAUAAUUCUCACAAA